AUGGUCACAGAUUUAUAAGAAAGAAGUGAUUAAAUUAAUUCUAGUGAUUAAAAUAAAAUUAUAAUUAAAGAAAUCAGUAUUGAGAGUGAAGAUUAAAACCAGAAAAAAAUUAAAGAAUCUAAAAGAUUAUUUAAUGAAGGUAUAAUAUAUUUAACUAUUAUUUAGGAUCUGCAUUAAACAAUUAGAAUAAGUAUUAAGAAGCAAUUGUAUGCUUAGACAAAGCUAUAUCUAUUAAUAAUCAAUAUGAUUUUGCAUGGAAUAACAAAGAUAAUUAAUUGUUAAACAUUAUUAUUUAGGAUAUGCAUUAUAUAAUUAGAAUAAAUACGAAGAAGCAAUUUUAUGUUAUGACAAAGCUAUAUCUAUUAAUCCUCAACAUGAUUCCGAUUGGUUUAAUAAGGUCUAAUAAGGGCAUUUUAUAAUAUAAUUGA
This is a messenger RNA of Paramecium sonneborni, 428 nucleotides long. The record is from the annotation of a GenBank genome assembly. NCBI's taxonomy places the organism in Eukaryota, Ciliophora, Oligohymenophorea, Peniculida, Parameciidae.